Vidua macroura (Pin-tailed whydah) is the source of this 1695-nucleotide messenger RNA. It is a transcript of the gene PEF1, whose product is annotated as penta-EF-hand domain containing 1. The transcript is spliced from 5 exons. Gene Ontology annotation, biological process: COPII vesicle coat assembly. Bases 404 to 1123 code for a protein of 239 amino acids. The record is from RefSeq and is a predicted model, not a curated record. Lineage: Eukaryota; Metazoa; Chordata; Aves; Passeriformes; Viduidae. Gene Ontology annotation, molecular function: calcium ion binding.
UUGGACCAUGCCUGGAAUUCCUGGGAAUCCCAGCCCGCCAUCCCAGCCCUGCUCCUAGCGGGAUCUCGGUCCUGCUGCCAGGGCAGUCCCAGCCCUCACUUUGUGGGGUCGCCAGCCCCACUCCCAGGCCGAUCCUGGCCGCACUCCCGGGCCGAUCCCGGCUGAGCUCCCGGGGAAUUCCAGCCCCGCUCCCGGGCAGCUCCCGGGGCCAUCCCCGCCCGGUGGGCCCCACCCCGACCAGGCGCCGUUGCCGCUUUAAGGCGCCCCUCGGGCGCGCGCUUCCCGCGCGUCACCGCUCUGCCUCCGCCCCGCCCAGGGGGCGUGGUCACUGCCCAGAGUAGCCAAUGGGUGCUGUCUUUUUCUUGUGACGUCAUCUGGGCGUGGCCGGGGCGGAAGACGCGCUAUGGCGUACCCGGGGCAGGGCUACCCCGGCGCCGGACAGCCCCCCCCGGUCGGUCCUUACCCCGGGGCUCCCUAUGGCGGGGGGCCACCCCCGGGCCCCUACGGGCAACCCCCGCCCGGGGGUCCCUACGGUAGCCCCUACGGCGGCCCCCAGCCCGGGCCCUACGGCGGGGCGGCCCCGGGAGGGAAUGCCCCCCCGGGGGUGGAUCCCGAGGCGUUUUCCUGGUUCCAGACGGUGGAUACGGAUCACAGCGGGUUCAUCUCCGUCAAGGAGCUGAAGCAGGCGCUGGUCAACAACAACUGGUCCUCGUUCAACGAUGAGACCUGUCAGCUCAUGAUCAACAUGUUCGACAAGACGCGGUCGGGGCGCAUCGACGUCUACGGCUUCUCCGCCCUGCUGCGCUUCAUCCAGCAGUGGAGGAGCCUCUUCCAGCAGUAUGACCGGGAUCAGUCCGGCUCCAUCAGCUUCAGCGAGCUCCAGCAAGCUUUCUCCCAGAUGGGCUACAACCUGAGCCCCCAGUUCAGCCAGCUGCUGCUGGCCCGGUACGCCCAGCGUUCCCCCAGUCCCAAUCCCAGUAUCCAACUGGACCGGUUCAUCCACAUCUGCAUGCAGCUGCAGAGCCUCACCGACGCCUUCCGGGAGAAGGACACGGCCAUGGUGGGAAACGUCCGGCUCAGCUACGAGGAUUUCCUCACCAUGGUGGUGACCCGGAUGCUGUGACAUCCCCACUCCAAAGGCUGGGAAUUCUGGAGCUCUCCAGGAGCUUCAGCCGUCCUCAUCUUCCCGUUGGAUGUGGCUGAGCCCCUCUGGGAGUUUCCCCCCCGGGGCCAAAUUUCCGCCUUGACCCACCCCAAGUCCUUGCUGGGGUUUUCCUGGCUUGGAUUCUUUGUGUGCGUUCCGUGGGAGUCGGGAUGAAUCCCACGCCAAACUGGGGACAGCCAAACCAGCUCAGAUCCCGUGCCAGCCCCAAAUUCCAGCUUCAUCCCGAGGCGCCUGCAGCACAGCAUCCCCGUUUCGGGGAGGAAAAGCUGAGCCUUGGGUUUGGGAGCAGCAGGAAAGGGGAAAAGUGAGGGCAGAGCUCCUUCCUUCCCUCCCUGGGAGCACAUCCCACCCUGGGAAUGCUUUCCUGGGGGGGGGGUCUCAUCCCUGGUUCUCCGGGGGCUGCUGGAAUGGGAUGUGCUGCUGCAGCCCCGCGGGAUCAUCCCCUCGCUGUUGCCAAUCCUGAAGCCAAAUCCGGGCAAAGUUUAAGAGCUCGAUUUUUCCAGCUUUGGAAUAAAACGCGUUGUGCUCCG